This is a messenger RNA of Penaeus monodon (black tiger shrimp), 1265 nucleotides long. RefSeq names its product SNARE-associated protein Snapin-like (gene Snapin). Gene Ontology annotation, molecular function: SNARE binding. NCBI's taxonomy places the organism in Eukaryota, Metazoa, Arthropoda, Malacostraca, Decapoda, Penaeidae. The record is from RefSeq and is a predicted model, not a curated record. The transcript is spliced from 3 exons. Bases 36 to 461 code for a protein of 141 amino acids. Gene Ontology annotation, biological process: lysosome organization; endosome to lysosome transport; intracellular protein transport. Gene Ontology annotation, cellular component: synaptic vesicle; BLOC-1 complex; BORC complex.
CACCGCGAUGCUCGCCUGAGAGUCCCUGAGCAAAGAUGGCCGACACGGAGAGCACCUGCACCUCCGUGGACGACAGGACGGAGGACCUGGUCUCUCCCACGAGGGAUGCGCUGGUGGACGGCAUCGUGGGACUCCUGAAGCCUUGCCUGGACCAGCUGGACGAGCGGGUGCGGGCCACGAGAGUGAGCCAGAGUGAGUUACACCAGCAGCUUGAGGGUCUAUCAGUGGAAUUAACAAGAGUCCAGGAACAGACACAGUGUCCUCUCCAGCUUGAUGCCUACAUAAAGAAGCUGCAGAAUGCCAAGAGAAGAGUGGUUGUAGUUAACAAUAUUCUACAAAAUACACAGGAUCGACUUAAUAAACUGCACAACCAGGUCAGCAAAGAAACAGCACGUAGAAAAGCUCUGUUAGAUACCAGUUCGCCAUCAACAGUCCCAUCAACUUCACUUCACGCACCCUGACUUGACUUUCCGUCAUAAAAGAAAAACUUUAAAAUUUUAUUAGCUCUUAAAUGUUUCAAAACUUAUAGAAAGCACAUUGUUCUUGCUUGAAGAUAUACCAGAGACUUGAUUAUAUAAUGAAUGAUCUGAUUCUGUCAUAGUUUUCAUAUGGUGUCCAUCCUGGGAACUUGUAUUUGUGGACUUAAUGUGCUCCUGUGACUUAGAUAUUGUGCCAAUGUAGCAAGAGUAAUACAUUCCAUUUGUUUAAAACUGAGGUGUGUUUGAGGUCACAUUGGAUGGACAGAGAAUUUGUGUGUAUAUAGAUAUAUGCGUUAUUAUUAAUGAUACUUAAUUACAUAUUAACUAUCUAGUCAUUUGAGAAGUAUAGUUUGUUGUGAUAUUAUUCUUUAACUCAAGAAUAAUUUUUUGGGAGGCAGCAAGGGGCCUUGUGUAGCAAGUGAAGAUUUUAUGUGAAUGUUUUAAAAAGCACAAGUGAGUCUUUUAAUAUCAUUAAGUGGAUAUCACAGCAAUGGAUCAAGUAGACAAGAUAAAGACCCCUGAUUUUUCUCAUAUAACAUCAGAAGAUCUAAAUCAUAUUUAUGAGCCUUCAGAGGAUAGCUUCCUACUAAUUGAUGCUCUGGAGAAAGACCUAGGAUUCAUACGGAAACGUGGACCUUCCAUGUGUCUAGAAGUGGGAACUGGGUCAGGUGUUGUAAUAACAGCACUUGGAAGUGUCCUGGGGCCCCAGUGCCAGUACAUGGGCACCGACAUCAACCCAAGAGCUUGCACUGUCACCCAGGAAACGGGCAGAAUAAAUGGAGUCAA